Messenger RNA from Struthio camelus australis, 1674 nucleotides. The record is from RefSeq and is a predicted model, not a curated record. NCBI's taxonomy places the organism in Eukaryota, Metazoa, Chordata, Aves, Struthioniformes, Struthionidae.
AUGAUGUCUGUAUGCGAUGUUGUUUCAAAGAUUACAAAAAGCUUACUAUUGCGUGUUGUCUUUACUUCGCCUGCUGCCAGCCCGCAGCCUCCACCUCGCUGGUCCCAAGGAAGGAAACGUGGAGCAGAUGGAAAACGGAGAAAGCAGAAUGAAUUAGAUUCGUCUGUUUUUGAUGAAAAUGAAUAUAGGCCUUCUGACAACAGGCUGGACAGUUUUACAACACCGGAAGGCCCUGGACCCCUUUCACGGUGUUCAGACUGGGGAACUGCAGUGGAAGAAGAUGAAAUGAGGACCAGUGUUAACAAAGAAAUCGCAAGGUAUAGAAGAAAACUCCUGAUAAAUGAAUUUUCAAGAGAAAGAAAGUCCUCCUCUGGAAGUUCUGAUUCAAAGGAAUCCACUGUAACAGUAGAACUUGAGACAGAUGAAGUGGUUUUGAUGAGAAGACAAAAGCAGAUAAACUAUGGAAAAAACACAAUUGCAUAUGAUAGAUACAUUAAAGAAGUUCCUAGGUGCCAUCGUAUACCAGGAGUUCAUCCCAGAACUCCAAAUAAAUUUAAGAAGUACAGCCGUAGGUCAUGGGACCAGCAAAUUAAGCUAUGGAAAGUUGCGUUGCAUUCCUGGGAUCCACCUGCUGAAGAAGGAUGUGAUCUACAAGAAAUUACUCCUGUUGAUCUUGGUGAGAUGGAGACAGAAUCUAUAGGAAGCCAUUCUACUGAAUCUCAAACGAGUUCUCAAGAUAACGAUGACACUUAUUCUGGCACUCCCACAAAAGUCAGACAUGUCAACUAUCAAACAGAAGAUGAAUUUGACUUGGAAGCGUGUUUGAGUGAGCCGCUUAAAGAUCUCAAUACUAUGAGUUAAGUAGUGUUGGGCAAAGUGUUUUAGAGGAAGUUUAUUUUAAAUUUGAGAGGUUAGCCUGAUUAAUAAACUGGGUGUUGUCUACUUGUUAAUAGUAUGAAAGCUUGAGCAAAGUUAAGGACUGUUCUCUAAGCUGUGGUUGGUCUAUGUAUUCUCUGGACCAAACCUAUGUAAAAAUAGAAUUAAGUUGUGUGACUUCUUUUUAACUUCUAAUUUAUGUUUUAUCAGACUUUUUUUUUUAAAGAACUUUUCAAUAGAAAAAUAGCCAAAGGCAAUGCUGUCCUCAAGUAAUCCUAAAUAGUUCAGUAAGAGCAUACUGUUUAUCCUGUAGCUGAGUUUGUAACUUCAGUUGCCAUGUCACAUCAAGAGCAAAGUAGGGUGAUGUUGUUGACCAUCGAUAUGCUACUUUGUUUUUCCAUGUGGCUCUGCUACAAAGAUUUAUCUGUAGGUAAUACAGGAGGCAGCUGAACCAUGCUGAUGAUUAGUACUAGCAAACAGAGCCACUGCAGUUAAAUUUAAGUUUAAACUGCCUUACGUAAGAAAGAGCAGGUUCUUUUUAUUUGCAAAAAUAUUUCCGAAACAAUGGGAAAGUAAAUACUGUAAGAAUCUGGAGUUCCAUAUGGUAAAGCCCAGGUAGAAGUGAUAGUGCUUUAAGAAGCAGUAGCCCGAGAAGUCUGUAAAUAGUCAUGAACGUUAAAUGCAGUCAAGAAAACGAAGUGCUUAAUUCUUUUUAAUUUGCUGAUUUUAAAUGUAAAACUGUUGUAAAUGAUAACAUUGUACAGACUUUCUGUUUUCAGCAGAAGAUGUUUCUAUUGC